AUGUCGGAUUUAUCGGAUGCUGACCGAGAACGGAUAUCUGCAUUGUUCAAAGACUUGGAUAUUGAUAAAGAUGGUCGUGUGAGUGUGGCGGAGUUGGCACGGGUGAUACAGGGGAAAAGUGAACAGGCAUCUCACAAAAUAGAAACGGCUAAAAGUAUCAUUAAGAAGGGGACAGGGGAGGAUUCAGAUAGAACGAACCUCACAUUCAACGAAUUCAUUGCUUAUAUUCGUGAUACCGAAACCCAGCUGAAGCUUGCCUUCAAACAGCUGGAUAAGAACCAGGAUAAUCUAGUCGAUGCGACGGAGGUACAAGCAGCUAUGAAAGAACUGGGUGUUAAUUUAAGCACUGCAGACGCCGAGAAGCUAUUACGAAGGAUGGAUAAAGAUGGAUCGUUGUCAAUCGACUUUGAUGAGUGGCGGGACUUCCUCCUGUUCAGUGGCACCUCAAAAAUUGAUGAAAUCUUCAAGUACUGGAAACGUGCCUCUGCAAUUGACAUUGGUGAAGACAUGCUAGUACCGGAUGACUUCACGGAGGAGGAGAAGAAGUCAGGUGACGCCUGGAAAACUCUAGUAGCUGGCGGUAAGCUUCACUUGAUAUUCUUGUUAUCUUUCGUGGGAUCGUUUCUUGAAGCUGGCCCAAUGACUAAGAGCACACCUUCCAGUACAGAAUACUGGGUAUCGUUUUGA
Molecule: messenger RNA, 687 nt
Organism: Opisthorchis viverrini
Lineage: Eukaryota; Metazoa; Platyhelminthes; Trematoda; Opisthorchiida; Opisthorchiidae
Exons: 1
Coding region: 1-687 (228 amino acids)
Molecular function (GO): calcium ion binding
Source: RefSeq, a predicted model, not a curated record